Molecule: messenger RNA, 1134 nt
Organism: Xylaria bambusicola
Lineage: Eukaryota; Fungi; Ascomycota; Sordariomycetes; Xylariales; Xylariaceae
Product: pyruvate dehydrogenase E1 component beta subunit
Exons: 2
Coding region: 1-1134 (377 amino acids)
Biological process (GO): pyruvate decarboxylation to acetyl-CoA
Molecular function (GO): pyruvate dehydrogenase (acetyl-transferring) activity
Source: RefSeq, a predicted model, not a curated record
AUGUCGCGAUACCUUCGUCCCGCCGCGAGGCUAGCCGCCUCUGCCCGCAUCGCGACGGUUGCUCCCCGGACCCUGCCCCGAUUCACCUCGCCUGCCUCCUAUGCCAUUUCGCAACGGAGGUCAUUUGCCGAUGUCAAGGGAACCAAGGAUUACACCGUCCGUGAGGCCCUCAACGAAGCCAUGGCCGAGGAGUUGGAACAGAACGAGAAGGUCUUCAUCCUGGGAGAGGAAGUCGCUCAAUACAACGGUGCCUACAAGGUCACCAAGGGCUUGUUAGAUCGCUUCGGCGACAAGAGAGUCAUCGACACACCCAUCACCGAAAGUGGUUUCUGUGGUCUGGCCGUCGGUGCCGCGCUGAGCGGCCUGGCUCCCAUCUGUGAGUUCAUGACCUUCAACUUCGCUAUGCAGGCCAUCGACCAGAUCGUCAACAGUGCCGCCAAGACCCUCUACAUGUCUGGUGGCAUUCAGCCCUGCAACAUCACCUUCCGUGGCCCCAACGGCUUCGCUGCCGGUGUCGGUGCUCAACACUCGCAAGAUUACAGUGCCUGGUACGGUUCGAUCCCCGGUCUGAAGGUCGUUUCCCCCUGGUCCGCCGAAGAUGCCAAGGGUCUACUCAAGGCUGCCAUCCGUGAUCCCAACCCCGUCGUCUUCCUCGAGAACGAGUUGAUGUACGGUGUCUCUUUCCCCAUGUCCGAGGCCGCUCAGAAGGACGACUUCGUCAUUCCUUUCGGCAAGGCCAAGAUUGAGCGCCAAGGCAAGGAUCUAACCCUGGUUUCGCUAUCCCGCACUGUCGGUCAGUGCAUGGUUGCUGCUGAGGCUCUCAAGAAGAAGUAUGGUGUUGAGGCCGAGGUCAUUAACCUGCGAUCCGUUAAGCCCCUCGAUGUUGAAUCGAUCAUCAAGUCCGUCAAGAAGACCGGCCGCCUAAUCUCAGUCGAGUCCGGUUUCCCGUUUGCCGGCAUGGGCGCGGAGAUUCUCGCUACAACGAUGGAGUACGGUUUUGACUACCUCGAUGCCCCCGCUCAGCGUAUCACAGGUGCUGAAGUGCCUACUCCCUAUGCCCAGGGUCUUGAGCAACUGAGCUUCCCUACCGAGCAGAUUAUCGAAGAUUACGCCGCCAAGCUGCUGCGUGUAUAA